UACUUAACACUGCUUUCAGCUAGUGUCGUUUCGUUUCUCGCUCGCCUUCUUUUUCCCCCCUACCAAGUAACCAAUCGCUAUUCCUUUUUCCUUCGCAAACCAGCAACACACACACCCGGCGCACGAUAGCGCCGUCGCUUUCGUUUCGCGGUUGGUAACCGUUUCUCUUUCCACCACCGUAUUUAUAUUUAUUUCGUUUCCAACGCCAACAAACUCUCUCCACAGAACGGAGGAUCCCUCGUCGUAUUGGAAAUUGGAAGGUCAAAUAUAGGCUAAUGUGGGUGGGGCAUUAUCGUGAAAAUUCAUCAAUGUACAAGCGCACUCCUUCAAGAGAUUAUUCAAACACGGAGGACGUGGAAGAAAACUUAGAUCUUUUAGGUAAUGACUUGGAUAAGGGAACCUCAAGUCCUUCAUGGAAGCUUUCUUUACCUCAUGUACUUGUGGCUACAAUUUCUUCAUUCCUUUUUGGCUACCAUCUAGGAGUUGUUAAUGAACCACUUGAGAGCAUUUCUGUGGAUCUUGGCUUCCAUGGAAAUACAUUGGCAGAAGGUUUGGUGGUGAGCAUAUGUCUUGGUGGUGCCUUGAUUGGAUGUUUACUGAGUGGCUGGAUUGCUGACGGGGUGGGGCGUCGUAGGGCUUUCCAGUUGUGUGCUCUGCCGAUGAUAAUUGGUGCUUCAAUGAGUGCGGCAACAAACAACUUGUUUGGAAUGCUUGUAGGAAGGUUAUUUGUUGGGACUGGCUUGGGCCUGGGCCCUCCUGUUGCCUCUCUGUAUGUGACAGAGGUUUCUCCUGCUUUUGUGCGGGGCACGUAUGGAGCCUUCAUCCAGAUUGCAACAUGCCUUGGUCUAAUGGGAUCUUUAUUUAUUGGAAUCCCUGUUAAAGAAAUAUCUGGAUGGUGGCGGGUUUGUUUUUGGGUAUCUACAAUUCCAGCUGCUAUACUUGCCACUGCUAUGGUCUUCUGUGCAGAGAGUCCGCAUUGGUUAUACAAGCAAGGAAGAACUGCUGAAGCAGAAGCUGAGUUUGAAAGACUUCUGGGUGUAUCAGAAGCAAAAUUUGCAAUGUCGGAAUUAUCUAAGGUAGAUAGAGGAGACGAUACUGAUACUGUGAAGCUGUCGGAAUUGCUUCAUGGUCGCCAUUCUAAAGUUGUUUUUAUUGGAUCAACCCUAUUUGCUUUACAACAGCUAUCUGGUAUAAAUGCUGUGUUUUAUUUCUCUUCCACUGUUUUUAAAAGUGCUGGAGUGCCAUCAGACAUCGCAAAUGUCUGCAUAGGAAUUGUUAAUUUGGCAGGAUCUAUCAUUUCGAUGGGUUUGAUGGAUAAGCUUGGAAGAAAGGUUCUACUUUUCUGGAGUUUCUUUGGCAUGGCAAUAUCAAUGAUCCUUCAAGCCACAGGAGGAAGUUCACUUGUAUCAAACCUGGGAGCCAAGUACUUUUCUGUUGGUGGCAUGUUACUGUUUGUCUUGACAUUUGCUCUCGGGGCUGGCCCUGUUCCAGGUCUCCUUCUACCAGAAAUCUUUCCUGGCCGAAUAAGAGCCAAAGCCAUGGCAGUCUGUAUGUCAGUGCAUUGGGUGAUAAAUUUCUUUGUUGGACUAUUGUUCUUGCGUUUGCUGGAGAAACUUGGUCCACAGCUGCUUUACUCUAUGUUUGCUACCUUUUGCAUCAUGGCAGUAAUUUUUGUAAAAAGAAAUGUGGUGGAAACCAAAGGGAAGUCACUUCAUGAAAUUGAGAUCGCGCUUCUUCCCCAAGACUAAAGCUUAUGAAGCUCCAUUCAUUGCUCUAAUUUUGCAAUCAUAGUUUCAGCUUGAGCGGAUGGUGUUUCAUCUAAUUGGGUUCACCUUAACACUACAAGGGGAAGCUCAAGGCAGGAACUAAUGCGUUGUUUUGCUGCAGCUUUGGUACGAACUACGAUGAGGUUUAGGUAUUAUGGCUAGUGGUGUAGUAGGUACUAUUAGCGGCUUACGACACCAUUCCGUUGUCCAUAUUAUGUACGUGUCUGUGUAAUAUGUUACAAUAUUUUUAAUCGCUUGAAUUUUGUCCCAUUUUAGAUACCAAGUAGUCUUGCAUGUCAAAUUAUGUCGCAGAGUAUAUCGAGGAAAGUGGUUGGAAGCUUCGUGAGCUUAAUAGAUACUUAUGAAUUAUGAUCCAUAAUUCACCUUAUGAGAUUGAUUUAUAUUUAUGUUAA
Cajanus cajan (pigeon pea) is the source of this 2179-nucleotide messenger RNA. Its product is annotated as Major facilitator superfamily protein. Gene Ontology annotation, molecular function: hexose transmembrane transporter activity. Gene Ontology annotation, cellular component: membrane. NCBI's taxonomy places the organism in Eukaryota, Viridiplantae, Streptophyta, Magnoliopsida, Fabales, Fabaceae. The record is from RefSeq and is a predicted model, not a curated record. Gene Ontology annotation, biological process: monosaccharide transmembrane transport.